AUGAAUGGGAGGUCAUGCAAUAUGAGCCAUCGGACAACAGGUAUUCCUCAUGGACCUAAGAUGAUCAGUGGACAGCAGAUCCCACCUAUCAGAGUUCAUGCAGGAAUGCCCUGCCCAUCUUCAAAUAGCAGCACCCCAAGCCCAGCUAUUGGAAACUUGUCUGCCAGCCUACACUUAAAGAUGCCCCUUGGAGGAGGGGUGGUUCCUCAGAGCAACAUCAUUGCCAGUACUAUUCACCUUCCUGCUCUAAGUCCCGGGAAACAAGUGGUUACAAAUGGGAAGCCUUUAUUACAAGUCCCACAGCUCCCAGGACUGCCAGCCCCACAGUCUUUAAAGCCAAAACAGCAAGAAUUUGGAAAUACUUUCUCCCCAUGUACAGGUGAAGGAGGUCUUGGUUAUGGACCCCAGUGCAAGUCUGUUGGAAAAGGCAGCUGCAACAAUGUCAUAUUCACCAGCCAUCCCAUGACGGUUCAACAGUUGGGACCUGUUUCACCUCCUGCUAAUCAGGUUUCAAUAGCAUGCAACCAGAUCAGCCCCGUCUUGCAGAGGUCUAUGGAUGCUUCCAGCCUGAGCGCUUCUCCAUCAGAUACAAGGUCGCUCUUGUCACGUGAGUCUCUGGCCUCUACAACGUUAAGCUUGUCAGAAAGUCAGUCCACUUUGAGUGUUAAGCAAGAGUGGUCACAUGCGUACAGGACACUUCCUUCUGUUCCUCCUGACGAAGGUUUACAAAAUGGCAGUGAGCUGGGGGACUUACUAAAUUUUUCACCUGGAACAUCUGCGUCCAGUAACUGCAUCUCUAACUCGUUACCGUCCUACUUAUAUGGUGUGGAAAAUAAGCAUUCUCCUUACUCUAGUCCUUGCCAUUCCUCAGCCCGGUCUCAAUCAGCCCACUCCAAAAAGAGAGCACUCUCUCUGUCUCCUCUGUCGGAUGGCAUUGGGAUCGACUUCAAUACAAUCAUCUGUACGUCCCCCACCUCUCUGAUGGCCUACAUCAACAGCUCUAGGACAUCACCAGCGAACGUCUCCCCACAGCCUGAGGUCUAUGGACAUUUUCUGGGAGUGAGAGGAGGCUGUAUACCCGCAAAUUGCUCUAUUCCAACUGCCCAGAAAGGCCUUCUCAUGGCUAAUGGCAACGUCACCUUCCCAGGCUAUGUUGAGAACGGAGCUGGCGACUACCAGCGGAUGCAGCAGCUGGAGCAAGCCAGCUUGCAGAUGGCUGCCACAAGUAACAUGUUGAUCCACCAGGGUGUGCCACCCAUGGACAACCAGGUGGUGGGCGUCCUGAAAAAUGGACGGCUGGAUGACUUCUCAGGCCGUACAGUGGACAUGCCUCCUCCACCCCUGCUGCCCCCGCUUCCUCCACAAGGACCACCCCCACCAUACCAUGCUCACCAGCACCGGCUCCCGCACAGCCUCCCCAGUCGCAUUCACCCACUGCCCAUGCCUCCUUCUGCCCCAGGCUCCCUGCUUGACGAAGACGGUGAGCUAGACGAUUUCCAUGGCAAGCAUGGCUGUUGCUGGGUUGACUGCGGUGCACUGUAUGACCAGCAAGAGGAACUUGUGCGGCACAUAGAGAAGAUCCAUAUAGACCAGAGGAAGGGAGAGGACUUCACUUGCUUCUGGGCAGGGUGCCCACGAAGGCACAAGCCGUUUAAUGCCCGUUAUAAACUGCUGAUUCACAUGAGAGUCCACUCAGGAGAGAAGCCAAACAAAUGCACAUUUGAGGGUUGCAAGAAAGCCUUUUCCAGACUAGAAAAUCUCAAGAUUCACUUAAGGAGCCAUACGGGUGAAAAGCCGUACCUGUGUCAGCACCCUGGCUGCCAGAAAGCAUUCAGCAACUCCAGCGACCGCGCCAAGCACCAGAGGACACACUUGGACACUAAACCUUAUGCAUGUCAGAUUCAAGGAUGUACUAAACGAUACACAGAUCCAAGUUCCCUGAGAAAGCAUGUGAAAGCCCAUUCUUCCAAAGACCAACAAGUCAGGAAAAAGUUGCGAUUGAACUCAGAGCUUGGCCAGGACAUCCUGAAUGACUGCCUCAUAAUCCAGUCCCUCCAGCCAGCCCCAUCACCACAUGAUGAUGGAGAGAAUACCAUGGGACACUCCCCAGGGCCUGCUCAUGGUAUUUACCCAGCCACCAUGUUCCCCAGCACACGGACAAGUCGAAGUGCAACAGCAGCUGGGGCAGUGUCCUCGUCCCAGCCCAGCAGCCACCCGUCCCCAGGAUGUAACGUUCAGGGUAGUCCUCUCCAUCCUCACCCCCAGUUAUCUGUUCUCUCAGCUGCGGACUCAGAGAGGUUUGUUGCUCCGGCUCCUUCUCCUCACCACGUCAGCCCCCAGAGAAUUUCAGUUCCCCAUCACAUGAUGCAGAGACGGACUCCACAACCUCCCCACCUUCAACAGCCUGCAGGAAUCCCUCUGAAGGCAUACCAGCCAGCAGCAAACCCUUCUUUUCAACCAAAUAGCCUCCACAUCCAAGGUUUUUAUGGGCAACUUCAGACUUUCUGCCCUCCACAUUAUGGUGACACUCAGAAGAAUGUACAACAUGGUGUUUCUUGCAAUGUGGUUCCUCCUUUUGAAGACUGCUUAGCUCCCACAUCAGCAGGCCACACAGGGCUUGGCAUUUUCCAUCGAACUUUUUCAGCUCAUUCAGGUAUUACAGUUUAUGACUUUCCAGCAGGGUCCACGGGUACCUUUGGUGAUUCAGCUCGCAGCAUCCCAGAGGAUAGCAGUUUCCUACAAAUAAAUGCGGUGGAUCAUUGUUCUAGCCAGCUUUCUUCUGUCUACACUGAAGGCUAA
Haliaeetus leucocephalus (bald eagle) is the source of this 2799-nucleotide messenger RNA. It is a transcript of the gene GLIS3, whose product is annotated as GLIS family zinc finger 3. Gene Ontology annotation, molecular function: DNA-binding transcription factor activity, RNA polymerase II-specific; RNA polymerase II cis-regulatory region sequence-specific DNA binding. Lineage: Eukaryota; Metazoa; Chordata; Aves; Accipitriformes; Accipitridae. The record is from RefSeq and is a predicted model, not a curated record. Gene Ontology annotation, cellular component: nucleus. The transcript has 10 exons. Gene Ontology annotation, biological process: regulation of transcription by RNA polymerase II. Bases 1 to 2799 code for a protein of 932 amino acids.